Messenger RNA from Sphaerodactylus townsendi, 809 nucleotides. Its product is annotated as long-chain fatty acid transport protein 1-like. Gene Ontology annotation, biological process: positive regulation of heat generation; phosphatidylcholine biosynthetic process; phosphatidylinositol biosynthetic process. The annotation marks the transcript as partial. Gene Ontology annotation, cellular component: plasma membrane; mitochondrial inner membrane. The record is from RefSeq and is a predicted model, not a curated record. Lineage: Eukaryota; Metazoa; Chordata; Lepidosauria; Squamata; Sphaerodactylidae. Gene Ontology annotation, molecular function: long-chain fatty acid transmembrane transporter activity; fatty acid transmembrane transporter activity; long-chain fatty acid-CoA ligase activity. The transcript has 5 exons.
GGAACAUCAUGGGUGUUGGGCAAUGUAUAAUACACGGCUUGACUGUAGUGAUCAGGAAGAAAUUCUCUGCCAGUCGCUUCUGGGAUGACUGCGUGAAAUACAAGUGCACGAUUAUCCAGUACAUUGGGGAGAUCUGCAGGUAUCUGCUGAACCAACCAGUUCGGGAGGCAGAAAAGCAGCAUCGGGUGCGGCUGGCGAUAGGCAACGGCUUGAGGCCCACCAUAUGGGAAGACUUCACCCAGCGCUUCCACGUUAAACAGAUUGGGGAGUUCUAUGGAGCUACAGAAUGCAACUGUAGCAUCGCCAAUCUGGAUGGCAAGGUUGGUGCCUGUGGCUUCAACAGCCGGAUCUUGCCCAACGUAUAUCCUAUCCGCUUGGUGAAAGUAAAUGAGGAAACCAUGGAGCUGAUAAGGGGUUCAAAUGGGCUUUGUAUCUCCUGCCGUCCAGGAGAGCCAGGCCUUCUUGUAGGCCGAAUAAACCAGGAAGAUCCUUUGCGCAGGUUCGAUGGCUAUGUCAAUGAGAAUGCCACCAACAAGAAAAUAGCCUAUAACGUCUUCAAGAAAGGGGACCAAGCCUACCUUUCAGGAGAUGUAUUAGUGAUGGAUGAGCUUGGCUAUAUGUACUUCAAGGACCGGAGUGGGGAUACAUUCCGAUGGCGUGGAGAAAAUGUUUCCACCACAGAGGUUGAAGGGAUCCUGAGUCACAUCCUCAGCAAAACAGAUGUUGCGGUUUAUGGGGUGGAAGUGCCAGGUAACAGGAACCAGAUUUUUCAAGUACGAGAUCAGAUCACAUGAAACACUCAAAGAUCC